GAACGUGGUAGCACAGCUUACGAAAAAUCGCAGCAGCAAGUGAAAAGCGUAUGGCAGUUUGAAAAUUUCGAAAAAAGGAAAUCGAGUUCGGAUUCCAAUUUAAUUAAAAAUUGUAAUAAUAACAUCGUUAGUUAUUGUUGCGCUUUCCAAACGAGAGAGUGUGUGUGUGUGUGCGUGGAAAAUAAGUGAAAACUAAACGAGACUCUGGAGACUCUGUGCCUGGGCAAUUGUGCAACUUUGAGACUCUUAACCUUAACAAUUAUAUUUGGCACAAUUCAGUUUCGAUUCAAGUGCUCACUUUUACCAGCAGCCGCCAAAUUGGUAAAAUAAGAAAUCAACAUAAAUAAAUUCAACAAAAAAGCGCGCUUUGAAAACGAAAGCAAAACACACACACGCCGUGGUUUGAUUGAAAAAAACCCCCACGCUCUGCGAAAUUUUGCUAAAUUCGAGUGGCAACCGCAUAAAACCCCUAAAAAAAAUAUAUAAAAACACCCCACAGAAGACAGCGAAAAUGGUCGAGAAAACAGAAAUGUCGAAAUUCGUUGGCGUUGCCGACAUAACCGAGAACAAGAAAAUCUGGCGCAUGCUGCUCGGGGAACUGGUGGGCACAUUUUUCUUGGUCUUCGUCGGCGUUGGCAGCACGAUCAGCGGAAGUGUACCACAGAUCGCAUUCACCUUUGGCUUAACGGUGGCCACCAUUGCCCAGGGCCUGGGCCACUUGAGUGGCUGCCACAUCAACCCAGCUGUAACCCUGGGCUUCCUGAUCGUCGGCGAGAUCAGCAUCCUCAAGGCGGCCUUCUACAUCAUUGUGCAGUGUGUUGGAGCGAUUGCUGGAGCGGCUGUGAUCAAGGUGGCUCUGAAUGGAGUUGCUGGCGCUGGUCUGGGUGUCUCCAGCUUUGAUCCCGCCCUGGAUGCUGGCCAGGCGGUGCUGAUUGAGGCUCUCAUCACCUUCAUUCUGGUGUUUGUGGUGAAGGCGGUCUCGGAUUCGGCUCGUUUGGACAUCAAGGGAUCGGCGCCACUGGCUGUGGGAUUAUCCAUUACCGCUGGGCAUCUGUGUGCGAUCAAACUGAGCGGUGCCAGCAUGAAUCCCGCCCGAUCCUUUGGCCCCGCUGUGGUCCAGGGUAUGUGGGCCGAUCACUGGGUAUACUGGGUUGGGCCCAUUGCCGGUGGCCUGAUUGCUGGAAUCCUCUAUAGAUUCAUCUUCAAGGUACGCAAGGGCGACGAUGAGGCCAACUCGUACGACUUCUAGGCAGUGUGUCCCAGAAAAUCCCUUACUAUAUUAAAUAUAUUUGUAAAUGUAAAUGUCCGCACAAUAUGAAAACCCCCGCUUUCCAUACGCAUCACAUUUUCGCUUUUCAUCCAGACAGGGACACACAUCGAAUUCGCUUCCGGAAAAUUUCUCUUGGAAAAUAUUCUCACAUUUUUAUUUGUUAAAAAAUAAAAAAAAACGCAAAUGCCUUGUUUUAGUUUUAAUUAAAAACGCGAAGCUAACACUUUAAAUAUGCAAUAUAUUAAUUGAUAUUGUAUUUGAGUAAUUUUAAGCUAAAUUAUACGCACACAAACACACAUGUCCUUACACAAAUCAAAGAAAAAACUGUAUUUGAAAAAUCGAAAGCACAGUAAAUUUUCUAUGGGAAAAUCGAUGGAUUUUCCAUACCGUUGAACACUAUUGUUGAGCACCCACGAAUUGUAUUAUGACUAUGUGUAAUAAAAAAAAGGAUUAAGAAAA
Drosophila serrata is the source of this 1729-nucleotide messenger RNA. It is a transcript of the gene Drip, whose product is annotated as aquaporin homolog protein drip. NCBI's taxonomy places the organism in Eukaryota, Metazoa, Arthropoda, Insecta, Diptera, Drosophilidae. Gene Ontology annotation, biological process: transmembrane transport. Gene Ontology annotation, cellular component: plasma membrane. The record is from RefSeq and is a predicted model, not a curated record. Gene Ontology annotation, molecular function: channel activity.